Benincasa hispida (wax gourd) is the source of this 1815-nucleotide messenger RNA. Its product is annotated as wax ester synthase/diacylglycerol acyltransferase 4-like. Gene Ontology annotation, cellular component: plasma membrane. Lineage: Eukaryota; Viridiplantae; Streptophyta; Magnoliopsida; Cucurbitales; Cucurbitaceae. The record is from RefSeq and is a predicted model, not a curated record. Gene Ontology annotation, molecular function: diacylglycerol O-acyltransferase activity. Gene Ontology annotation, biological process: triglyceride biosynthetic process.
GGGAGAAGGGUUAAGAAUUGAAUGUUGAGCCAACAAGCUGUAAUUGAAACUUAUUGUAGUAAUAAAUACGAAGACGUAUCUAGUAGCUACGCUAUAAUCUAUAUAUUUGAAGUGAUGGUUAGCUUAAAACGGGGUUGAAUUGAAGGGGCUUCGGCAAAUGGAGAUUAAGAAGGAACAAGAGGAUGAGUGGCUGGAGCCAGUGAGCCCUACUGCUCAAUUCUUCAACACAUCAGCAUUGUCCAUUUCUGUUAUUGCUGUUUUGGAAUUUGAAAUUCCCAUUGAUGAAGCCAAAAUUAUGUCUUAUGCUAAGGAUCUUAUUCCUCUCAACCCCUUGUUUAGUUCUAUUAUGGUAAAUGAUAUAAAUGGGGAGAGAAAAUGGAAGAAAGUGGAAGUGAAAGUUGAAGAGCAAAUUCUUGUGGCUGCUCCACCUUCAAAUUUGUCAAAUGAGCUCUAUGAUGCAUAUUUCAAUGAAUAUAUAACAGAUUUGAGUGUACAAGAAUUGCCCCAAAAUAAACCAUUGUGGGAAAUUCAUAUACUAAAUUGUCCAACAAGUAAUGCAGCUUCUAAUAUAAUUCUCAAGUUUCAUCAUUCACUUGGAGAUGGCUAUUCAGUGAUGGGUCUUCUUCUUUCUAGCAUGACAAGAGCAGAUAAUCCUUCUCUCCCCUUAACUUUUCCUUCAAGCAAAAUUAAUUCAAAUCAAUCAAGGCAAAUUCCAAGUGGUGUCUCUCAAGUUUUGUUGUCUUCUAUCAAUAGUGUGUUAGAUUUUGGAUUGAGCUUAAUUAAAAGUAGUGUUCUUGAAGAUGAGUUGACACCCAUAAGAUCAGGGGAUGAUGGUGUGGAGUUUAAGCCAACUUCAAUUUGGACAAUGAAUUUCUCUCUUCAUCAAAUCAAACAAAUCAAAUCCAAACUUAGAGUGACGAUCAACGAUGUGAUUGCAGGAGUUCUAUUUUUGGGAAUUAGAUUAUACAUGGAAGAGACUCGUCCCGACUCGACCAAAUCCAACUCAACAGCAUUGGUUUUACUCAACACAAGAAUGUUUGGAACUUACAAGUGUAUGGAAGAUAUGUUGAAUCCCAAUUCAAAUACCCCAUGGGGGAAUCGAUUUGCCUUCUUGCAUAUUGACAUUCCUAAGCUCACUGAUUAUGAGCUUUCAAACCCACUCCAAUUCGUCGAAGCCGCACAAAAAUUGAUCAAGAGAAAGAGAGAUUCUUCUGCUGUUUUCCUCCUUGACAAGCUAAUGGAGAUGAUACACAAGUUCAGGGGCUCAGAGGCAGCAGCCAAAUAUGUGUACAAGACUAUAAAAAACUCAAGCAUAAGCAUAUCAAAUUUGAUCGGGCCAAAGGAGAAAAUUGCUUUGAGUGGUCACCCUGCAAAAGGAAUGUACUUUACCGUAGUUGGUAUACCUCAGAGUUUGAAGAUAACAGUGAUGAGCUACAUGGAAAAUUUGAGGAUUGCUUUUGGGAGCGAGAAAGAUUUUAUAGAUCAAGAGAAAUUCACUUGUUGUAUGAAAAAGGCUUUUGACCAUAUACAUGAGGCUUCCAUAUACGUUUCCAUUUAGACGCUAUCCACUAAAGCUAUGUUUAAUUCUUCAUCAUCAUUAUCAAAAAGACAUUGUUAUUAUGAUACAAGCGAUUCCGUUAUGAGGCGCUUUUAAGUAAAUGGAUUUGGAGAUAUAUUAAUGAAAGCAACAAUAGUCUACAGAGAGCUGACAAUAAAUAUGAGACUUUGCUCCCUAGAACAUUCCAAGUAAAUGUAAGUUAGUGCAAAGGCUCCAUGGUUUAACAUCUCUAACUAUCAUACUGAGAUUCUUAAAAA